UGUCAGGCUUAAGCUCUUAAGCCAUCACACUAGGGUCUUCCUUUUACCAGGCUCUGACUUAUAUUUUCAAUUCUACUGCUUCUAUAUACUUUAAGAUUUAUCUUUGUUGUCACUUUUUCAAUAUAAAAUUAUCUUUAAAAGCCUUGAAAGUCAUGAAAAGCAUUAUUACACUAAUGCUUCUUUCAGAACUAUGUUCUGUUGGUCUGUGUGUGUAUGAACACCAAUAUGUCUUUUACAACACUCCUAAAACCUGGGUUGAGGCACAGAGCUACUGCAGAGAAUCGUGCAUCGACCUGGCCACAAUUGAUGACAUGAAUGAGAUGGAAAGGGUCCUGAAAACUGUUGGAAACGGCUACAGUGAUGCGGUGUGGAUUGGGCUGCAUUUGGGUAGCACACAAAGGUGGCACUGGUCUCUUGCAGGAAAGGAAUUCUACAAGGAGGGAGAACGAAAUCACAUAAAAUGGACCAUAACACAUAACCAUCCCUGUGGAUAUUACUACAAAGGGGGACUGUAUGGGUCAUAUUUUACAACCAUAAGGAACCCAUUCUGCUUCGACAAAACAAAACAAGGAGUUGAUCAGUACAUCCCCAUAGAAGAGAGAAUGGACUGGCUGGAUUCUCGAGAUCACUGCAGAAAGAAAUACACGGACCUGGUCAGCUUGAGGAAUGAUGCGGAGUAUCAGAUUGUUCAGAAUAUGUCUCAGGGAAAGGAGUUGUUUGUCGGUCUCUUCAGAGACUCAUGGGAAUGGUCAGACAUGUCAGACUCCUCAUUUAGGUACUGGCGGUAUCGACAGGAGUAUAUUCGUAAAAGUUCAGAGGACUGUGUUGCUCUUUUAAAGACGCAAUCUGGUAAAUGGGGAUCUAAGAUAUGUACAGAAGCACAUCCAUUCCUCUGCAAAUGCAAAAACAACCUGCGGUUCAUAAAACUGAGAAUCAGCCAAAGCGGCUCAACAUUGGAUCUAAAUGACCAUGCAGUGCAAAACAGCAUCUUGGAGCAAAUAAGGCUGAAAGCAAGUGAGAACAUAACUGGAAAUUUGACUCUACGGUGGAAAACUAACUCGGAUGGAAAAGUUUUUACCAAGGAACCUGCUGUUGAUGACCCAUAAUAAAGGAGAAGAUGUGCAAAAGGAAUG
Messenger RNA from Cyprinodon tularosa, 1133 nucleotides. Its product is annotated as C-type mannose receptor 2-like. The coding region runs from base 153 to 1106 and encodes 317 amino acids. NCBI's taxonomy places the organism in Eukaryota, Metazoa, Chordata, Actinopteri, Cyprinodontiformes, Cyprinodontidae. The transcript is spliced from 5 exons. The record is from RefSeq and is a predicted model, not a curated record.